This is a messenger RNA of Schistocerca americana (American grasshopper), 1645 nucleotides long. RefSeq lists its product as uncharacterized. The transcript is spliced from 2 exons. The record is from RefSeq and is a predicted model, not a curated record. Lineage: Eukaryota; Metazoa; Arthropoda; Insecta; Orthoptera; Acrididae. Bases 1 to 939 code for a protein of 312 amino acids.
AUGACCAAAUUUCUACGCACAGAAGAGGACAUUAUAAAUGGGCUAAAUGAGAUUUUAGAUAAUGAAUCUGAGGGUGAACCACUGGAGUCUUUAUCUGAGGAAGAAUUUCCGUCACCAAUAGUUCCAGAUUCUUCAUCAGAAGACGAUGUUAUUCCUGCGAAGGUUCUACUGAAUGCUGAUGAGAAAGGAACAGCUGCCACAAAGACUAAUUCAAGUGGAGGAAGUGGACCUCCUGAAGGUCGACGUGGACAACAAAAUGCCCAGGGUUCUGGACUACUUCAGUUUCCUUCAGGAAGCGAUAUUGUAGCACCCGAUGGAACAACCUGGAACGUUGGAGUAAUAGGUGACUGUUCAGCUGGAAGAUAUGGACAGCAGAAUGUUUUCAAAGAUAGGACAGGACCAUCUCUGCAUGCAAAACGAAACGUGAAUGAGACCUGUUACAGCACAUGGCAUCUAAUGAUAAUGGACAAAAUUUUGAAACAUAUUGUAAAAUGUGCAGAAACUGAAGCACGUCGUGUCCUGAGUUCAGAUGAGUGGAGUAUAAAAAUUGAAGAACUGGAAGCUUUUAUAGCUAUAUUGUACGUCCGUGAUGUUAUUGGAGCUCAGUCGUCAGUGAAGUGGGGAAAUAAUUUUGUGAAAUCAACAAUGGCUCAUGACAGAUUCAGAGAGAUACUGUGUUAUCUCAGAUUUGACAUUAGAUCCACAAGAUCAGAACGACUAAGAGAAGACAAGUUUGCUUUGGUAUCAGAAAUCUGGAAUGAGUUUAUUGCGAAUGCACAAUCUAGUAGCUACAUACCAGGUCCAUAUAUAACAAUCGAUGAACAGCUUUUUCCUUCAAAGUGCCAUUGCAGAUUCACGCAGUUUAUGGCCUCAAAACCAGACAAAUACGGGCAAAAGUAUUCGAUGGCGGUAGAUAAAGACUCAAAAAAUAUAUUGUGAAUGCUAUCCCUUAUCUAGGAAAGGAUGACACUAGGCGGAGUGAUGAGCGUCUUGAUGACUUUGUUGUAAAAAAAAUUGAUGCAACCUUACCUCAACAAAUGAAUAAAUGUCACAUGUGACAAUUUUUUCACCUCCUUAGCGCUCUCUGAGACACUGAAAGCUAAUUCUACGAGUCUUUUGGGCACAAUAAAUCGAUCUCGCAGGGAAAUACCAGUCUGUAUCAAGAAGGCAAGAGAACAGUUAUACAGCACAGUAUUGUUGAAAAAAGAUGAUACCACACUGACUGUUUAUCAGGGUAAGAGCAACAAGAAUGGCCUGAUUCUGAGCACUAUGCAUCCUUAUGUGACGAUUGAGGAUGGUAUAAAAAAGAAGCCAGAUACAGACAGUUACGUUUUGUAACUGCUCUAAAUAUGGAGUGGACGUGGUCGACCAAAUGGCUCGCAAAUACUCUGUCAAAGCACCAUAGAGACAGUGGCCUGUUCACACAUUUUACAACUUGCUGGAUUUGGCUGGGAUAAAUACGUGGGUAUUGUUCAAUUCUCUAAAUGAUAAAAAAUUGAAACGCAGGGAUUUCAUCCUGCAGCUAGAGGAGGAGCUUGCUGAGAAGUACGCAGUGACCAGAAAGACUAGCGUCCCUGUCAGACCUGAAGAUAUUCCUGACAGACAAAAAAAGCGAACACGUUCCCUUGUAAAGCCUAACUGUGAA